AUGGCGCAAAGGUACGACGAGCUGGCCCACUACGGGGGCAUGGACGGCGUAUCGGCGUCCAUGUACGGGGACCCGCACGCACCCCGGCCGCUCCCGCAGGUCCACCACCUCAACCACGGACCGCCGCUGCACGCCAGCCAGCACUACGGAGCCCACGCUCCCCACCCCAACGUCAUGCCCACCAGCAUGGGCUCGGCCGUCAACGACGUCCUAAAGAGGGAUAAGGAUCAGAUUUAUGGGCAUCCCCUCUUUCCGCUGCUCGCUCUGGUCUUCGAGAAGUGCGAACUGGCGACGUGCACGCCGAGGGAACCCGGAGUGGCCGGGGGAGACGUGUGCUCCUCGGACUCUUUCAAUGAGGACAUCGCGGUGUUCGCCAAACAGGUCCGAGCGGAAAAACCUUUAUUUUCAUCAAAUCCAGAGUUGGACAAUUUGAUGAUACAAGCCAUACAAGUAUUACGGUUUCAUCUCUUGGAAUUAGAAAAGGUGCACGAGCUUUGCGACAAUUUCUGCCAUCGGUACAUCAGCUGUUUAAAAGGAAAAAUGCCAAUAGAUUUAGUGAUCGACGAGCGGGAUGGAAGUUCCAAAUCGGACCAUGAAGAACUGUCAGGCUCGUCGACAAACCUCGCGGAUCAUAAUCCGUCGUCCUGGAGAGACCACGACGAUGCCACGUCCACGCACUCGGCAGGCACGCCGGGGCCGUCCAGCGGUGGUCAUGCAUCGCAGAGUGGCGACAACAGCAGCGAACAAGGAGAUGGUUUAGACAACAGCGUGGCAUCGCCCGGCACAGGGGACGACGACGACCCAGACAAGGACAAGAAGAGGCAGAAGAAACGCGGCAUUUUCCCCAAGGUGGCAACCAACAUCAUGAGGGCGUGGCUGUUCCAGCAUCUCACUCACCCGUACCCGUCUGAAGAGCAGAAGAAGCAGCUAGCCCAAGAUACGGGACUCACCAUCUUACAAGUAAACAACUGGUUCAUUAAUGCCAGGAGAAGAAUAGUACAGCCCAUGAUUGACCAGUCGAAUCGAGCAGGUUUUCUUCUUGAUCCUUCAGUGAGCCAAGGAGCAGCGUACAGUCCCGAGGGCCAGCCCAUGGGCAGCUUCGUGCUGGACGGGCAGCAGCACAUGGGGAUCCGGCCGGGUGGUCUGCCAGGCGUGCCGGUCGACUACGUACCUCAGAGCGGUCCUAUGGGCGUGAGCAUGGCCCCUUUCAGCAACCCCCAUCAGAUGACCUCCUACCCAGACCAGCUGCGUCACGUGGCCCCUCCUCAACACUUGUACCCCCACCACCCUCACCACCACGCCAUGCUGAUGCACGGAGGACCCACCUCGCCCCACCCGGGGAUGUCUGCGCAGAGACCCCCCUUGCUCACGCCCAUGGACCCCGCCACUGCAGGAGCGGGCCUGGACAUCCACGCCUGA
Molecule: messenger RNA, 1419 nt
Organism: Nerophis lumbriciformis (worm pipefish)
Lineage: Eukaryota; Metazoa; Chordata; Actinopteri; Syngnathiformes; Syngnathidae
Source: RefSeq, a predicted model, not a curated record